This is a messenger RNA of Labrus mixtus (cuckoo wrasse), 3788 nucleotides long. Its product is annotated as ribosome-binding protein 1. NCBI's taxonomy places the organism in Eukaryota, Metazoa, Chordata, Actinopteri, Labriformes, Labridae. The record is from RefSeq and is a predicted model, not a curated record. The coding region runs from base 619 to 2613 and encodes 664 amino acids. The transcript has 4 exons.
UGUGCUUGCAGUGCACGCGUUUUGGGACCUGCCAGCGUCCUGCUGCGCGACCCCUCGCGCCAAUUUUAUGUCACACAAUUGGCAGAGAGAGAGAGAGAGACACACAUUGGGAAAGAGAGAGAGAGAGAGAGGGAGGGAGAGAGAGACCUCAGACGCAGACGCGUGAGGGAGCGAGAGACAGACAGUGAGAGAGAGACGUAGACACAGGCGUGGAGAGAGAGAGAGAGAGAGAGACAGAGAGCGAGAGAGACAGAGAGAGAGAGAGAGAGAGAGACAGAGAGAGAGAGAGACAGAGAGAGGAUGGCUGGUAGGAUUUAGCCCCAGCAGCGUCUUUUCCCGUCCAGCACAACAAGCUUAUUACCUUUCUCUCCACGCGUUUGGAAACGGAUUUACGCGCACGAAAAGGAGGAGUUUGGAGGACGAGUAGGAUGCUGAGUAUCUUUCCUCCACCAAUGUUCUCCACCCUGCUCUCCAUGACCUGAGAGCACCAACGCAGCGGGAGGAAACGAAACACCAGAAAGAGAGCGAGGAAGAGGAGGGCAGAAGGCCAGGGAAGAAAAGGAAGGAACCCACUUUUUUUUUUUUUGGUUAUUGUUGUUUGUUUUUCCCUUUUCUGAAAUGGCGGCAACGGAGGCCAACGCGGCGCCGGUGGUCCAGGAAGACGGAAAAACCCCCGAGAGCAAGCCCGCAGAGGCGGAGCAACCGACUAAAAACGCCAACGCAAACUCAGAGACUGUCAACAGCGAGGUUGUCGAUAAAGACGGCACGGCUGUCAACAGCGAGGUUGUCGAUAAAGAUGGCGCGGCCGUCAACAGCGAGGUCGUCGAUAACAAAGAGACUGUGAAUAACGACACGGCUGCCGGAGCUGAGGAGGCCGACGCAGCGGAGAGCGGGGAGGCGGCGGCGCCUCAGAGCUCGGAUGGCACCUCCUCCGCUGAGCCCAAGACCUCCUUCUUGGACUCCUUCCUCAACAAGAGCGGCCUGGGGAAGGUGAUGGGAGGACGGAAGAAGAAGGAGGCGAGCACGACGGCCGCCGGAGGAGAAGAGAACGCAGCCGAAGGAGGAGAGAAAGAGGGCGAGAAGGUGGAAGAGGCCGCAGCAGCUGACGGAGGAGCGGAGGGCGGCGCGGAAGGAGAGGAAGCGAUCGAGAAAGCUCCGGAAAACGGGGAGAAGGAGGAGGAGAAGAAGGCAGAGAAGAGCAAACCGGCAGAGGCCAAAUCCACGGUGCGGGAUCUGAUCAGGAAGCCGGUGGCGAGGAUCUUCUCUCACCGCAGUACCGAGAAGAAGGACGGCGCCGCCGCAGACCCCCAGAAACCAAUCAAGGUUCGGUCCAAGUCCCUCGACCGGCUGGCAGACGCCGAAGCACUUAACGCCUCCGCCGACUCCACCAUAGAGGAGGGAGGUGCAGCGGGAGGCGCGGAGGGAGGCGCGGAGGAGGAGCAGAAAGCUUCGUCGUCCUCGGCAACCACCAAGCACAUGAAGCGCUGGCACUCCUUCAAGAAGCUCAUGGCUCAGAAGGCGCAUAAGAAGAGCGGGGGAGGGGGAGGAGGAGGAGGAGAGGAGUGCAAGGAGGAGGGAGCAGACGGAGAAGGAGGCGGAGACUCCUCCACGCUGGACUCCAAGGAGUCGGGGCAGAAGAGGUGGAAGCUGAAGCGCUCCUGGACGUUCCAGGGCCUGAAGAGGGACCCGUCCAUGGUCGGCAUCAGCGGCAAGGCCAAGGGCUCCGACAAAGACUCCGCCGGCAAGCCGGAGGAGGGCGCCGCCGCGGGAGUGGAGGAGGGAGAGGAGGCGAAGCCGGACGGAGGAGCAGCGGAGGAGGAGGAGGGGAAAGCAGAGGGAGGCGAGGAGAAGGCUGAAGGAGGAGAGGAGGAGAAGGCCGGCGCCACCGCAGCAGCAGCAGGAGGCGGCGGGACGGUGACGCAACACGCCAACGAGAUCUGGACGUCCUUCAAGAAGCGCGUCAUCCCCAAGUCCAAACGCGCCAACACAGAGUGCGCCCCGAGUGCAGAGGACGACGCAGCAGCCGCCGCCGCAUCGGGCGAGGAGGGAGCGGCCGACGACGGCAAAGACGCCAAGUCAGCCAAGGCCAAGCGCUCGCAUUUUGGCCGUGCAGUUUCCCUGAAGAACUUCAUCCUGCGAAAGGGCAAAUCCACCAGCGUGGACAUGGGCGAGGGCGCCAAGGAGGAGGAGGAGGAGGAGGAGGCCAAGGAGGCGGCGGAGGGCGUAGAAACGGCGGAGGAAGCCGGCGCUGAAGGCGAAGCCGCCAACAAGGAGAGCAACGACAAAGACGCGGCGGCGACCGAGAAGACGGCGGAGGAGCCGGCGAGCGGAGAAGAGGCUGUGAAGGAGGCGGUGAAGGAGGCAGUGAAGGACGCAGUCAAGGAGGUGGAGAAGACGCCGGCGGACGCCCCGGUGACCAACGGCGAGAACGGCUGCUCCAACGGCACGGGCGAUGAUCACGCCACACACAAUCACCAGGACGAGGAGAAGACGACAGGGGGCAGCCCCGUGAAGAAGAGCAAGGAGGCGGGCGGAGCUAAAGACGAGGCCAACGCUAAGAUCAUCAACGCCACGGCGGCUGUGAACAGCGACAAAAAGGCGGGAAACGUGUGAGGCCACACAAAGAGGAUUAAAACUGCCCGGGAUUCGCUGAGCAUGGAGCUCUGAGCCCCGCCCCCCCCUCCACCGCCCGCCCGCCCUCACCCUAACUCCUCCUCCUCCUCCUCCUCCUCCUCCUCCCUCGUCUCUCUCCCUUCAUCCCUCCUCCUCCUCCAGAAUAAACGGAGUAAUCACGUGUAAACAGAUCACCAUGGUGAGAACGAGCGAGCGAGAGAGAGAGAGAGAGAGAGAGCGAGAGAGAGAGAGAGAGAUGCAAUCCAUGUAGAAGAGAAGUGAGAAUUAAUAAUCACUCAGAAAGCAAUAAUUCAAGCCCCUCUUCCUCUUUUCACCCCCUCUCCCUCCUCUCCAUCCAUCCAUCCAUCCGCCCCCCCCUCCUCCGUCCGACACAUCCAUACGUACAAACAAACAUGUACAUCCAGUGUUUUUAUUUUUUCUUUGCUUGUCUGUGAGAUUUUAUAUUGUCUACGAGAGAAAAAGAAAAAUGCAGAAAUGUAAAAAUCGAGACAUUCCUCCUCCUCCUCCCCCCCCCCCUCCUUUUAUUCUCCUCUGCUCUCUGUCUCUACCGACUCCUGAUUGGUGGAUUUAAAGUACAACAAAAAAAAAGAAAAAAAAAGACUGUUAGUUUUAUAUGACGGCCAUUUUGGUUUGUAGUCCCCCCUUCUUCCUCCUCCUCCGCCUCCUCCCCCCCCCCUCCCCCCACCUCCUCCUCAUCCGUCCCCGUAGAUAUUUGACAGUACAGCAGGACCAUGUUGCUACAGUAUAUAAACUGCCCCGAGGACUGCCACCCCCCCCCCCCCCACACCAACACUGCGAUGUCUUCAGCUCUGUGUGUUUAAUGUUUUUAGACUGUUAUAUUGUGUACAUGAAGAAUAAAAAAGAAAAAAAAGGAAAAAAUCACCAUCAAAUAUUAAAGUCAAAUGUUUUUUUGUUUUUUUCUUCCUGUUCGGUUUUGGGAUUUUUGUUUUUUUCUUCUCUUUUCUUGUUUUCUAAAAACUUCACAUCUUCUCACUGUUACCGCAGUCGCAGACGAUACGCUGUAAUUAAAAAAUAAUAAUGAUGAUGAUGAUGAUGAUGAUGAUGAUGUUUUGUUGGUCCAAGUUUUCACAUGUCCGCUAGCAAAUUGUCAAGAAAAAAAAUAGUACAAUAAAGACUAAAAUCUAACAACUAAA